UCCAAAACACCAAUCGGCAAAUGGGAAAGGGGCAGCGCGCGGAAGAGGAACGUCUGUUCGAAGGCUAAAGCUAAAAUGCUAACCCUUUAUUUUACACAAAUGGACACUACACAUUGAUAUGACAAGUUUGACUAGGUGAUAUUGCCAUAUGGAUGCAAUGCAUCACGUCAAGAUCAAAGUGGAAAAGACAGACGGGGAUACGGCCCAAGCGCGCAGCAGACUGGAUUCUAUUUUAAAAAGACUAGUGGAGAAAACCGAAAACGAAAGGGAGCAUAAUGACAGUGAGGCCGGGAAAAUGGCAGCUGACACCAUUAACAAGGAUUUGUCCCCGUUGUCUUCCGGAAAACGGCCAUCUGCAAGAUUUCCCCACCAUCGUCGCAAGAAGCGUAAAGAGAUGGACGAAAGCAUAUCGGAGAGCAAUACCCACAGACAGAACGCUUGCAUUAUGAAGUUGUUUGACCGAAGUGUGGAUCUGGCUCAGUUCAACGCCAGCACCCCUCUGUAUCCUAUCUGCCGCGCGUGGAUGAGAAAUAAUCCGUCCGUCCGAGAGCCCAGUGAAGAAUCCCCAGGAUCUCCACAAGUCAUGCUCGAGGAAGAGGUCGCAGACAUGAUGAACGGCAAAGAGCAAAUCGUGUACAGACUCCCUCCUCCAACGCCGUCUCCCUUAAGCCUCUCUGGUGAACCAGUCAACCUCAGGAUCCCACAGACUGAAAAACCCACAAUCUCCAAGAUUACAGAAUCUGCGCCUGUAUCCGGUUCCUUUAUAUUUGACCACAUGGAGCGAUGGAAAAAGAUCAGGCAAAAAUGGAAGGAAUGUUCCAACAAGAACCAGUUGCGAUACAGCGAAAGCAUCAAGAUCCUCAAGGAGAUGAAGGACUUCUAUGAUAACUAAUUAACAAUUUUACAAGUUUUCCUACAUACACUCCUCUCCAAAAUUAUUGAAAGAGUGAUGUCACUUCCUUUAUUUUGGAAAAAAAAAUGUUAAAAAAAAUCAAAGCGAGAAGAGCUCAACAUUAAUUUUUUUUCAGGUUAAGAUAUAAAGUCACUGGCAUAUGGUAUAUAGUUGAACUUGAAAGAUUCAAAGCAUUAUUUGUGAAAAUAGAUUUUAUUUUUAGUGGACCAAAAUCAUUAAAGGUGAUGUACAGUAAAAGUUAGUCUUUGGCCAGGUACGUACAAAGGUUCCGUUCCACCACCGAUCUAAAGUCCAGUUCCCAAGACAGGUCUUGUUUGCGCAAACAUCGAACAAAAACAAAGAAGAAGACGCGCCAAUGUCUCCUGAGUGUUUAACAUUAGAGAUGUUGUCAAUAAAGACUUGCUUUGGAAAAGAA
Syngnathoides biaculeatus (alligator pipefish) is the source of this 1328-nucleotide messenger RNA. RefSeq names its product lin-37 DREAM MuvB core complex component (gene lin37). The transcript has 10 exons. The record is from RefSeq and is a predicted model, not a curated record. Lineage: Eukaryota; Metazoa; Chordata; Actinopteri; Syngnathiformes; Syngnathidae. Gene Ontology annotation, biological process: negative regulation of transcription by RNA polymerase II. The coding region runs from base 149 to 892 and encodes 247 amino acids. Gene Ontology annotation, cellular component: Myb complex; transcription repressor complex.